AUGCAAUUCUUCACCCUUCUCUGCCUCGCCACUUCCGCCCUGGCCCUCCCUCAGACUCUCACCAAGCGAGAGACUUGUAUGGACAAGGGCAGCAAGGUCACUGAAUGGACUGUCAAGGACUUCAAGUACGAGGCCGUCUACACCCAAAACACUCCCACAAAGCAGACAAACUCUGCCACCAUCACCUUCACUCUUCAGAACCGCGGUGUCGGUUAUGAGGGCAAGUGCUCAGCUAAGUCUACAGACGCCAAGAAGGACUUCUUCACUGGUAACACCGACUACAACUGCGAUGUUCCCUUCGAGGGCGACUCUGCUUCCUUCAAGUACAACCGCAAGUCCGGCGUCAUCGCCAUCUUCCAGCACUGGUCCUGCGUGAAGGAGGGCGGUUGGUACGAGGCCAAGGGUAACACAACCUUCACUCCCAAGUGUACCGAGAAGACCUGGAAGAACGCUCACUACAAGGCCGACGGUGACAAGGCCUACUCCAACCGUCGGGUCACUUGCCAGCAGAAGCAGCUCAAGGUUCCUGUUCUCGAGAUGCAGGCUGUCCUGUAG
This is a messenger RNA of Fusarium tjaetaba, 555 nucleotides long. RefSeq lists its product as uncharacterized. Lineage: Eukaryota; Fungi; Ascomycota; Sordariomycetes; Hypocreales; Nectriaceae. The transcript has a single exon. Bases 1 to 555 code for a protein of 184 amino acids. The record is from RefSeq and is a predicted model, not a curated record.